GAAACUCACCACCAAAAAAGCAGCAAGUCUGUUGCAUCGAUAUAGGAGAUAGCUGUUACGAGAAACGAUUCCUGGGUUAAUUGGAAGAAAAGACCGAUGAAGCUUUUGGAUUCAUUAAUUACAACUUUUCAACAUGGGACUUUUACAAGUACUGGAUCCAUUGUACGAACGAAUGUGUUGAGAAAGUCUAAUAACCUUCGCUCUUUACGGUUUAUUACUACGAAAUACAAUACCUCUCAGCAACGGCAAGGAAAGAACAGCAGUUCAGUUACUAUCCCUCGAUCAUUGAUGCCAAACCUUGGUCCUGGUGAUGUGUAUACCCCUUCGGACCUCACACUGGAGGCUGUUGAUGCGCAAAGAAACGAGUUUCGGCAGCGUCGUCCUGCGGAUCCGUUUACUGCUCUUGGUAAAUCGCCUCUAGACUAUUGGAAAAAUCCGGUGGUUCUUUCAGAGUAUUUGACCGAACUAGGUCGCAUAAAACAUCGAGCAGUAACGGGAUUGUCAGCCAAGCACCAACGUCAGCUUACAAGAGCCAUCAAACGAGCUCGUGCUACUGGUGUGCUUCCAAGUAAAUGUCGCUCGGUACAUUGGGCCUUACAGACAAAGUUUUGAGCGUGAUCAUUGUACUAUAUACUUUUAGGCUCGCUGUGUCUCUCGAGUCUACUACUACUACUACUACUACUACAUUUAUAGGUUUAUAAUUAACAGUAAUUGAUUAAAUGAAUGAAAAGAAACCUGACACUAGGCAGGACAUUACGGUAACAUAACGGAAAACGAUGAAAAUAACGGAAUGUGUAAAGAUAAAAGAUAAAACAGAGGAGGGA
Molecule: messenger RNA, 824 nt
Organism: Schizosaccharomyces japonicus yFS275
Lineage: Eukaryota; Fungi; Ascomycota; Schizosaccharomycetes; Schizosaccharomycetales; Schizosaccharomycetaceae
Product: ribosomal protein subunit S18
Exons: 1
Coding region: 97-612 (171 amino acids)
Biological process (GO): translation
Cellular component (GO): ribosome
Molecular function (GO): structural constituent of ribosome
Source: RefSeq, a predicted model, not a curated record